Messenger RNA from Astrephomene gubernaculifera, 1304 nucleotides. The record is from the annotation of a GenBank genome assembly. NCBI's taxonomy places the organism in Eukaryota, Viridiplantae, Chlorophyta, Chlorophyceae, Chlamydomonadales, Astrephomenaceae.
AAUGCACUCUCUUGUUACGUUAUUACUUUGCCGCCCCUUAUGCCAAUUAGAAACAUUACGGGCUGCCUCCGCACCUUACAUCAUCGGUCAUCGCUGGUGAAGGAAUUUGAAGGGCAAACAGGCCUCUUAUAUUUAGGACAUAGUGGAGCGCAAGAUGGCCGCACCUGCACUGUUACCUCCAGCUGGCUUAACCAGUGGAAUGGCGCAUGUGGCGCACGACCGCUGGGACCCAGUCAAGGAAAGCAACGACUACUCUGAACAUGUAUCUGAGCACCGUGUACGUCCCCAGAUUGCACUUCCAGCUCCGAACUUGACGAUGGGCUACACUAAUGAGGACAUCGACCUCAGCCACCCAAGCAACCGGCCCAUUUUGGCUUGCAACGGACUACCACGCAAUUUCAAAGUUGGAAGCCGAUGCAUCAACCCUCUCGAACCAAGAUAUGUCCUACCCGGCACAUCCCCUUCACGUGACCUGCCUCGGGAAGUACAAAGCCCAGUUGCAGGUGCGGCGAGCCGCAUAACGAGCCCCAAACCUCACAUCAGUAACACAUCGGCUGUGAUGGGGAGCAUAGGGGAUGUCCCACCCAGCCGCUCAGGCUCCGAGCGGCUGCUGGUGCCCGCCAUGUCCCUUCCUCGCGGGAACACAGCCGGGCCCGACGCGACAGCCCCGAGCUUAUCUCCCAAGCUACAACCGCUCACGUCAACCCCGGGCACAGCAACCGCGGCCACAGUGGCCAGCCCGACAACACGACCAUCAACACAAUCCCAACAUCACCAGCAGCAGCCGCACCAGCAACCCCAGCACCACCAGCAGCCCCAGCAGCUGGCUGCCAACCCCCUCAUCAGCACCAACGGGGCCGUCGGCGGGCUGCUGCUGUACGGCCCCACGGCCCCCGUGCCGCCCGCGUGGGAGGCCAUCAGCGCUGCCGCCGCCGGCAACCGCUGCCUGGAUGUGGCGGACAUCAACGGCCAGCGCCGCAGCAGCACGGUGCCGCCACGGCGCAACGGCGGCUUCGACCCGCUCUUCAUCACCGACAUCGUGCCCCCGCGCAAGUCCAGCCCCACUCGCGCGCUCAACAGCCUCACCACCGGCGACAUACGCGGCGCCGCCUCGCGCCCGCGCACCCGCGACGUGCCCUCCCCCGGCCGUGGCACCCUCAACAGCGCCGACAUCACGGGCGCUUCCCCCGGCUGCCUCACCCGCCCCUCGCCCACCACCUUUGCCCUGGGGCGCUGGCCGGCUCCCUCUGUGCCACAAUACCACUUCAGUCAGUCCACGCGGGUGACCCUGCUGAAGAAGCCCA